Messenger RNA from Giardia duodenalis, 1737 nucleotides. RefSeq names its product CDP-diacylglycerol--serine O-phosphatidyltransferase. Lineage: Eukaryota; Fornicata; Diplomonadida; Hexamitidae. The coding region runs from base 1 to 1737 and encodes 578 amino acids. Gene Ontology annotation, biological process: phospholipid biosynthetic process. The transcript has a single exon. The record is from RefSeq and is a predicted model, not a curated record. Gene Ontology annotation, molecular function: phosphotransferase activity, for other substituted phosphate groups. Gene Ontology annotation, cellular component: membrane.
AUGGAGCCUAAGGCAGCCUUUGCCUUGCUUAUCCUUUUCAUACUGGUAUGGGUAACUGCAGGGUAUGGGCUUUCACAUCUGAUGAAAUCACGGACCGGUUCCGGAGCCAAUGCAAUGAUUAGGCUGUGCUUAGGUCUCGGACUCAUAGUGUCUCUUUUGCUCUAUAAUGGCCACACAACCUUAGCACUGGUGCUCUACAUCGUCUGUAUGGCUGCAUCUACUGCAAACAUUCUCAACCUUGAAACGCGAACAAAAUCUGCCAAACACACCAAAUGGAAGCCGUGGCUAUUAGGAACACAAGCACGUCUGUGCAUAACACCCUACUCAGAACAGUGCUUCUACAUUCCCAUAUUUUUCUUUCUAAUGAUUCCGCGGCUCCAGCCUGUGUCUUCAGUGAUCCAGGCAAUCAAUCCUCAAUCUAUCGACGAGCAAGCUACAUACAUUUCGCUAAUAGAUCCUGCAUUGGCUAUGCUCUUUAUCAUUCUUAGCUCGUGGUCUAACGUUACAAUCCGUCGCCAAGCUACACGAAAUACUCUUCGGUCGCUCUUUAAGCACUCCUGCCUUUACACUUGCCUAUUUAUUCAGUUUCUUCUAAACGACAACAAAAACCUCUUCCAUCAUGACACAAAUGUUUUCCGCAUUUUAACAUUCCGACGAUCCCUUAAUGUAUCCCAUCUAGAAUACUUUUCCAACGCCCUAUUGUUCAUUGCAACGCUGCUGGUUACCAUAGAACAGUUUCUCUCACGUGUUCCCCAGAAUUGGUAUGCUAAUUGCGUCUCUAUCCUUAAUUUGCUUUGCGGUUUGUUAGGGAUACACUUCCUUGUGCUCCCACCUGGAUCGACUGUUUCUUCUGGGACACUCAGUGUUCUUGUCCUUUCAUGCAUCAUGAUGGGUCAGUUGUUCGACUUAUUUGAUGGCCGUGUUGCAGAGAAGUGGGGUAGUACUAAGAACGGAGAGUUGUUUGACGAUGUGGCAGAUGCGACGUCUUUUGGAAUUGCCGUUGGUCUACUGAUCCAUCACAUCUCCAGCUCCUUCGUCCCUUAUAGCAGUGGCCUUUGGUCUAUAACACUUGCGGGGGUAUAUAUUUUCUGUGUGUUCUACAGGCUUGUCCGCUUCAUCCUAAAUAAGAGAGCCCAGCAGGUCAAGGGUGGGGUCUACUUCUUUUUCGGGCUUCCGUCGCCGGCUACAGCCACCAUGGCAGGCUUACUGUGCGUGCUAUUUGAGCAGGAUUGGACCUUGUCGCACUUUUGGUUUCGGACCCUUAAUCUCCCACUGCCGAUGCUCAAGCAAAUAACAUUUUCCACAUCAGUUCUAGUGCUUUGCUUGCUUACUAUUUCCAGUGUUCCUUACCCGCACCUUGGUCGCGUCCUCUACAGGAGAGGAGUGCUGCCUCAGUCUUUUCGGAUAUCGGUCGAGGCGUUGUUUGUUGUUUCGGCCAUUUAUGGGAUGUAUUAUCGAACUUCAAUUCUGAUACUAUAUUGUCUCGGGUCUUUCAGUGUUCUUUACCUAUUUACACCUGUUUAUGCAGACAAACUUGGGUGGUACAGCAGAGACUUCACAAUUAAGGAGAAACACGUUGAGACCAUAAUUCUAGCACAGCAAAAGAAAAUAGAAAGGUUGGAGCGGAUGUAUACCAGUGCCCUAGCCAAGCUCAAGAAGCUCAAUGCCAAAGUUUCUUCUUAUAACAACAGCAGCGCCAGCAAUAGCGAAGCAUCUUCUAAUGUAUUACCCGAGUGA